Nannospalax galili (Upper Galilee mountains blind mole rat) is the source of this 3179-nucleotide messenger RNA. RefSeq names its product synapse defective Rho GTPase homolog 1 (gene Syde1). Bases 64 to 2265 code for a protein of 733 amino acids. NCBI's taxonomy places the organism in Eukaryota, Metazoa, Chordata, Mammalia, Rodentia, Spalacidae. The record is from RefSeq and is a predicted model, not a curated record. Gene Ontology annotation, biological process: signal transduction. The transcript has 8 exons.
GGGGCUGCGGGCGGGGCGGACAGCCGCAGCUGGGGCGCGCACUCGGUCUGGCCGGGCCUCAGCAUGGCUCAGCCACUGCUCAGGAAGACCUUCUCCCGCCUGCGGGGCCGGGAGAAACUUCCCCGGAAAAAGUCCGACGCAAAGGAGCGCGGCCACCCAGCCCAGCACCCAGAGCCCAGCACCCCAGAGCCAGAGCCUCAGGCCCUUGAAGGACGGCAGGCUGGAGCAGAGGGGCCUCCCAGUCCUGAAGCUCCUCGCAGCCCUGCUCGGGGUGCCUACCUGCAAAGCCUGGAAUCCAGCAGCCGCCGAUGGGUACUAGGUGGGGCCAAGCCACCAGAGGAGGUAUCUUUGGGGCCUGGGACACCCAGCAGUGGCGAGCCUGCUGGUGAGAUCUGGUACAACCCUAUUCCUGAGGAAGACCCCAGACCACCAGCACCUGAGCCCGUCAGAUCACAACCAGCCUUAUCUGAGCCAGAAGGCCCAACCGUCCAAGGUACAGCCCCUGCCAGUCCUCCUGUAAAAACCUCCCGUACCAAGUCCCCGGGCCCUGCCAGGCGCCUGUCCAUGAAGAUGAAGAAGCUGCCUGAGCUGCGCCGCCGCCUGAGCCUGAGAGGUACCCGCACAGGCCGGGAGCGCGAGAGGACCGCCCCAGCAGGCUCUGUCAUCAGCCGCUACCACCUGGACAGCAGCGUGGGGACUCCUGGGCAGGCAUCAGUGGUUGGAGGCACCAGAAGUCCAAGGGCUGGGUACCUCAGUGAUGGGGACUCCCCCGAGCGUCCCGGAGGACUCCCAUCACCCACUGCCUUCCGGCCUUAUGAGGUGGGCCCAUCAGCCCGGGCGCCUCCAGCAUCACUCUGGGGGCGCCUCAGUCUGCACCUGUAUGGGCUUGGGGGUCUGCGGCCAGCUACGGGGGCCACUCCAAGAGAUCUCUGCUGUCUGCUGCAAGUGGAUGGGGUAGCCCGGGCCCGCACAGGGCCACUGCGAGCGGGACCAGACUUUCUGAGGCUGGACCACACCUUCCAUCUGGAGUUAGAGGCUGCUCAGCUACUUCAGGCCCUGGUACUUGCAUGGGACCCUGGUAUGAGGCGGCAUCGGCCCUGUGCCCAGGGCACUGUGCUACUGCCUACGGUCUUCCGAGGGUGCCAGGCCCAGCAACUGGCUGUCCGUCUGGAACCCCAGGGGCUACUCUACGCCAAGCUAACACUGUCAGAGCGGCAGGAGGCCCCUGACACUGCAGAGCCCCGGGUCUUCGGGCUGCCCCUGCAGCUGCUGGUGGAGCGGGAGCAGUCCCCAGGACAGGUGCCUCUCAUCAUCCAAAAGUGUGUCCGGCAGAUCGAGUGCCGAGGGCUGCGGGUGGUGGGGCUGUACCGUCUGUGUGGCUCAGCAGCAGUGAAGAAAGAACUGCGGGAUGCCUUUGAGCAGGACAGUGCGGCCGUGUGCCUCUCUGAAGACAUAUACCCUGAUGUCAACGUCAUCACGGGCAUCCUCAAAGAUUAUCUUCGGGAACUGCCCACUCCGCUCAUCACCCAGCCCCUCUACCAAGUGGUGCUGGAGGCUAUGGCCCAAGGGCACCCAAGCAGAGCUUCCCUGGGUCCUGAGGGUACCAGAGGGCUCCUCAGCUGCCUGCCAGAUGUGGAAAGGGCCACACUGACACUUCUCUUGGACCACCUGCGCCUCGUCUCCUCCUUCCAUGGUCAUAACCGCAUGACCCCACAGAACUUGGCCGUGUGCUUCGGACCCGUAUUGCUGCCCGCAAGACAGGCACCUACACGGUCCCGCAGCACCCGUAGCUCUGGCCCAGGCGUCACCAGCGCAGUGGACUUCAAGCGCCACAUCGAAGUCCUUCACUAUCUGCUGCAGUCUUGGCCAGAUACCCGCCAUCCCCCAGAGGCUCCAGACAUUCCACUAUAUUUGCGGCCCAAACGACAGCCGCUGCACUUGCCGCCAGCAGCCCCAGUAGUGACUAGACCCCGUGGCCACGGAGGUCCAGAAAGCCCCCCAAGCAACCGCUAUGCUGGUGACUGGAGUGUGUGUGGGGGAGAUUUACUGCCACGUGGGCGGGACUUCCUGUCUGGGCCUGACUAUGACCAGGUGACUGGCAGUGACAGUGAAGAUGAAGAUGAGACCAGAGAGCCGAGUGGCACUGCUGACUUUGAAGAUGAGUUUGAUGCACCCUUCAACCCACACCUGAAUCUCAAAGACUUUGACGCCCUCAUCCUAGACCUGGAGAGAGAACUCUCCAAGCAAAUCAAUGUGUGCCUCUGAGCCCCCGACCCUGGCCCACAGGACCCUAGUUACUAAGGAAUUGCUUCCUGGUCGCUAGGGACCAGGUUUUGGUUACCAGGGACAGGGUUCCUGAUUACUAAGACAAUGUCCCAUGACCUAAGAGGGCUCAGGCCAAGCACCUGGUUGCUUGAGCUAAGAAUCAUUUCCAGUUUCUAGUACCCAAUAUUUGGGUAUUAGUUGCAAGGGCCAGGCACUGGGGAGUUCAAAAGAGUAGCCAUCAGGACCACCUCUCCUGCACACUGGGGCUCCUCUGUUCUGCUUGCCUCCCUUUUGCAAGGGAAAUACCAAUUACUGUGAGCAUUACCUUGGGUUGUUGAGACGUCCUUAGUUAGUCCUCUUGCUGCUGUCAACCAAACCAGUAUUAGCUUUGAGCACUACACUGUUUCUCCCUCCCUUGGAGGAUCUAAAGACAAUCAUGAGGUUCUGUUGGAGGGAAAGAGCCCAAAAGUUGAGCUCUAUUUGGGGAUUACAGAAAAACAGCAAGCUUCCUCCACUCUUCCAGGGAAGACUCCAUGAUGAGCCUUCAACCAGCAAAUGGAGACAGAAUCUAACCCCUCCUUUCCCCAGCCAGUCCCUCCCCAUCCCUGAAAAAACUGAGCACUUAAACACCUCUCUUUUGGAGGGACCCAGCCUGAGGUGCAAGGCUAGGGGCACUUUGGUACGGAUAUUUAUUGCCUCCAUGCAUGUGUGUGUCUGUGUGUGAGGACUUGUGUGCACUGACCUGUCUGGAGUGGGCAUGUGGGACUCUUUCAGGGACCACAGAGUGGGGUAGGACUUGCCAUGUCCAGGCACCCCGGAAUCCCCAGUGAUCAGGUGGAAGAGCUGGGUCCCCUUCCUGUCUCCCACUUCUUCCCACCGCUUCUAGCUUUGUGGAUAAUAAACCAGUAUACACA